Molecule: messenger RNA, 1311 nt
Organism: Indicator indicator
Lineage: Eukaryota; Metazoa; Chordata; Aves; Piciformes; Indicatoridae
Gene: SMYD2
Product: SET and MYND domain containing 2
Exons: 12
Coding region: 1-1311 (436 amino acids)
Cellular component (GO): nucleus
Molecular function (GO): protein binding; protein-lysine N-methyltransferase activity; histone methyltransferase activity
Source: RefSeq, a predicted model, not a curated record
AUGCGCUCUGAGGCAGCGCCGCAGCCGGGCGGCCUGGAGAGAUUCGUCAGUCCCGGCAAGGGUCGGGGGCUAAGGGCGCGACGGCGCUAUGCCGUGGGGGAGCUGCUCUUCAGCUGCCCGGCCUACGCCGCCGUGCUGACCGUCAGCGAGCGCGGCAGCCACUGCGAUGGCUGCUUCGCCAGGAAAGAAGACUUGUCCAAGUGUGGAAGAUGUAAGCAGGCCUUUUACUGCAAUGUGGAAUGUCAGAAGGAAGACUGGCCAAUGCACAAGCUAGAGUGCUCUGCCAUGUGCGCUUUUGGGCAGAGCUGGAAUCCCUCAGAAACUGUGAGGCUAACAGCAAGGAUCCUUGCUAAACAGAAAACUAACCCUGAAAGAACACAAUCAGAGAAGCUGCUUGCUGUAAAAGAGUUUGAAUCACACCUUGACAAACUAGACAAUGAAAAGAGAGAGCUGAUUCAGAACGACAUUGCUGCUCUUCAUCAUUUUUACUCAAAGCACUUGGAGUACCCUGACAAUGCUGCCCUUGUAGUUCUCUUUGCACAAGUUAACUGUAAUGGCUUCACAAUUGAAGAUGAAGAGCUCUCUCACUUGGGAUCAGCCAUAUUUCCUGAUGUUGCAUUGAUGAACCAUAGCUGUUGCCCAAAUGUGAUUGUAACUUACAAGGGGACAUUGGCUGAGGUCAGAGCUGUUAAAGAGAUUGAGCCUGGAGAAGAGGUUUUUACCAGCUAUAUUGACCUGUUGUAUCCCUCUGAAGACAGAAAUGAACGGUUAAGAGACUCAUACUUCUUUAGCUGUGAUUGCAGAGAGUGCAUCACGAAAGAUAAGGAUAAAGAGAAACUGGAAAUCCGCAAGCUGAAUGUCCCCCCAUCAGCAGAGACAGUUUGGGACAUGAUCAAAUAUGCCAGAAAUGUCAUUGAGGAAUUCAGGCGAGCCAAGCACUACAAAUCUCCUAGUGAAUUAUUGGAGAUCUGUGAACUCAGCCUGGAGAAGAUGGGUGCAUUGUUUGAAGACAGUAAUGUUUAUAUGUUACAUAUGAUGUACCAGGCCAUGGGUGUCUGUCUCUAUGUGCAGGACUGGGAAGGUGCACUGCGUUAUGGGCAAAAAAUUAUCAGACCAUACAGUAAACAUUAUCCCUCCUACUCACUGAAUGUUGCCUCCAUGUGGCUGAAGUUAGGGAGACUGUAUAUGACGCUGGAGAACAGAACUGCUGGAGUUAAAGCCCUGAAGAGGGCAAUUGCUAUCAUGGAAGUAGCACACGGGAAAGAUCAUCCAUACAUUUCAGAGAUCAAAAAGGAAUUAGAGGACCACUGA